AAUUGCUUUUGCCCAAUUGACAGUUCUGACUUCUGAUAUUUUGUGAUUUUGUGAACUUUUGUGGAAGAAAAAUUGUAUUAAAUUAAAGGCUAUUGUAAAAUCUGUUCACUAAAAUGCCGUCGAAGCAAAGGAAAAUUGCAAUGAUGGGCUACAGAUCUGUUGGAAAAUCUUCUCUUAUUAUACAGUUUGUCGAAGGCCAAUUUGUAGAUUCGUACGAUCCAACAAUUGAAAAUACUUUUACAAAGUUCAUCCGGUUAAAUUCAACAGAGUAUGAAGUAAAGUUAGUGGAUACAGCUGGUCAGGAUGAGUAUAGUAUAUUCCCUCUUCAAUACAGUAUGGAUUAUCAUGGCUAUGUUUUAGUAUAUUCUAUCACAUCAAGUAAAAGCUUUCAAAUUGUUCAAAUAAUAUAUGACAAAUUAUUAGACAUGGUUGGAAAAAUACACGUUCCCAUAGUACUCGUUGGAAAUAAAACAGAUCUUCAUUUAGAAAGAAAGAUCAGUACAGAGGAAGGAAAGAGAUUGGCUGAAAAGUGGAAUGCUGCAUUUGUAGAAACCAGUGCUAAACGGAAUGAGUCUGUUACGGAUAUGUUCCAUGCGAUGCUCUCUGAAAUAGAGAGAUCAGAUGGGCACAUGCCAGAAAAAAGUGGAUGUACUAUUUGUUAAGAAAGGACACAAUCAAAGUGCUUAAUGUGAUUAUAUUUUCGUGCACAGCUGUAACAGUACCUAUUAUAUUUAGCAAUUAAAUUAUGUUGUGUUCACUUGUAUGUAAUGGAUAUGAACUGUUUAAAGUUUUCUCUUAUCAAUAAAUUUCAGAGUUAAGUAGUAAGUACCGUAUGUGGCUAGGUGACUUGUAUGUACACAAAUAUACAAUCAGUAAGUAUAAAGAGAUAUUUAAGUAAGACAGUUGAGUAAUGCAAUAUUCAAUAAGUUGCCAAUUUCAGUGCUCUUGUUUGUUCUUCUAGCUUCUAUUCUAAAUAUGUUUAACAAAUUCCACUUAACAGUGGAAAUAUUGAGAAUAUUUCGUAAAAGAAGCCCCAAUUUUCAUUUGAAAUAGUUAAGAGCGAAGAAGAGCACUUACUGAUGUUAUAAAUUAUAACAUUUUAGUUUGUUUGUUUGAUAAAACUACUGCAAAAUAUAAAUACUUCAAGGGGCAGUUUCAUCCUGGCAAAAAGUGUUAAAUAGGCAAUGAGCUGAUGAACUCACCUUUAUAAUUUUCUUUUGUGUAAGUUUUGAACAUGUAUGAUUUCACAGCCUUUUUGUUAAAUUUUUGAUAAAAUGUGUAUAUUCACCCAGCACUACCCACUUAAACACGAUUUUGUGUCCCUAAACUUUGUAUCACUGUUGUAAUUCUUGAAUAUUUUAGAUAUCAGAAUUAUGCAGGUGUAAAUAAGUGCAAUGUUAAUAAUAACUCAAUUUCUAUUAAAAUAUGUAGAUUAAAAAGGUUAAUUAUCAGUCUAGAAAAUAGCCUUCAUAUUUUUUUUUAUUUUCAACUUAUAAAUUAGCUAUGUUGAUCCAUUAUUGUACAAGCAAGCAAGAUAUAAUUAAAAAAAAAUAUGGUAAAACCAAUAACAGUUCAAAAAAAUGACAAAAUAAUUUGUUUUUAUGUGGUAUUUUCUAUUGUUAUAAGCAUAUUAAAUAUUUAUUUGUAUCCAAUUAGAUUUAAGUGUGUAUAAUAGAUAUUGUCAGCAAAGAUAUUAAAGUGUGACUUAAGUUUUUAAAUUUUAAUCAUAAUCUGUAUGUCAUAGGCCAAGCUUGAGAGAGAACUACACUGAUAAGAAAUAUAAAUAUUUUUUUUAUAUUAUGACUAAAUCCAUAUUUAUUUACAAUUGAAAAGCUGUUGGGAUAAAUAUAAAUAUAAUUGUAUUUUGGCCUUAGUUAUAUGUACUCACUACUGAUUUGGUAAAGAAUUUUAUCAAAAUUAUUUUAGAGUUUUCAUUACGAGGACGUGUUUGAUUGCAUUUAGUGAAGUUAGCAUACAUGAAACCUUAUCAUAAUUGUAAGGUAUGAGUUGUUAAUCCAACCACCAUGAUUCAGUUGGAUAUCUCUUACGACGUACUUUGUAUAUUAUAUCAUAAGGUUAUUCAUUUCAUAGUGUUAAUAGCUUUCUGUGUCGGCUUUUAAAAAAAGUAUAGAAAUGAUCUGUAACUGAUCAUUCUGGAUUUUAACGUCACAUUUAUACCCAUGCUUUAUUAAAUUAUGUUGUUACUGUUUCUAUUUAAUUAAAUUACAAUUCCAUCGAAAUAUGGCACUACAAUAUAAUGGUAGGUAAUGUAUUUUUUACUUUGGUUACCUGUGCAGCUUCAAAAGUUCAUUUUUUAAAAAGGGAUAUUAAAUCUAACAUACAUUUUUUAAAUACAUGGGUGCACUGUUAAUGGAGAUUUUCAAUGUAUAUCUAAUUAUAACUACUAAUAUAAACACUUGUGUACGUUAUUUUUUAAGUCUCGUAUUGUGUGUGCAAAACGUGCACAUCAAAAAUAAAGGGCCAUUCAUGAUGAUGAAAGAAUAGCACACAAUAUGGUGGAAUCUUUUUAUACAGCAAUUUUGGUCCAUAUAUGUACUUUGGUUGAGAUUUUCCAGUUAAUGCAUACCUACUUUCUUGAAGAUAAUGUAAAAAAUUUUAGGUAAAACUUACAUUGAAAAUAAUUUUAAAACUCGAAUUAUUUUACUUAAUUUUCCUCUGACAGAUUUAAGAAUAACUUAAAAUUCACUGGGUAAAGCAAUGAGAUAAUGUCUGGCAUAUUAUUGUUGAUAAAACGGGUAUAGAAAAAUUCCUCAGGAGUAGGUUUUCCAACUUAAUUUAAGUUGAAAUAUGAUAUUUUUUGAUGAAGGGGAGCAAAAUAAAAUCCUUCCACAUUAUCAAUUGAUAUAUUCUGUGAACAAAUAGCAUUCUUGAGGUUCUAGACAUCUCAUUUCUUAUGAAAUCUGUGGAUGUACUAGUACUGCAAAAAUAUUAAAUUAACACUGGCCUAUUACCAUAUAUUAUAUUUAAAUUUUACAGUUACUAAAAAAAAAUUGUAUUUGUGAUACUGUUUUGUUACAAGAAAACUGGCAAAUUAAAUAUGAUAAAUGGGUUUAAAAUAGAUGUUUUAUUAAUACUUAAUAGAAUUAAAAUUAUAAUUGUAAUUUACACGGUUAAUAAUUUGAACGUUGUGUUCUGCGUUAUGCUAGAAUCAAAAUGUAGAAAAAGGACUUAUUUCUAGGUAAAAUAGUUUGUAUGAAUAUUGCGUGAUCGGCUGUAGCAUAGAAUGUAAUUAUGUAAAUAUUUUUAUUUAAAGCAAAGUAAAUGGCACAAAUAAUAAAUUUAGAAUUUCAGCAAGUCAAGUCAAUAAAUAUUUUGGAAAAGUGAAGCGUGUGCAUAUUAGAAAUUCCUAUCGAGGUAGAUGGCGCUGGUGAGCCUCAAUUAUGUUAUUAAUUUUGCUCUCGCGUGGACUUACUGCUGUAAUAAUUAUCAAAAUAAAAUUAUUACGUAGGUACUGCUAAAACAGGAGGAAGAUCACGAUUAUAAUUAAUUCUUUUACUUAUAUCCUUUUUAUUUGGAAAAUCAAAACAUGUAUGGCAUCGUAAUUUAUUUAGGGAAUAAGGAUAAGACUUACAAAGGUGGAUUUAAAACAUUUCCACACACCUUCCUCCUCAAUUAUUUUGUAGGUAUUUUCCUAAUUUGUACCUAAUCUCAGAUAAACUAAAUAUACAAUCAAAUAAAAAACUUUUUAGUUGAUCCGAGUUUAUAAUUCCCGUGGUCGUUAUCGACUCUACUUAAGUCGCUAUCUCCUUGUUUAAAAAAUAGGAUAAAAUAUGACUCUAUCUUGUUCAUCGAAAAGUUCUGAAUCUACUCUUGUGCGUUACCAUACAAGCAAAAAUAUUAAAUUUUUUCAAGUGGUUUGUUUCCAUGAGUAUGAGAGAUGUUUUGUUUUGUAUUAAAUUACAAUUUAUUAUAAAUCACGUUGCAAUGUGAAUGAACUUAAAAUGUGGCUUUAAGUAAAAUUGUUUGUCAAUAAAGUCGUCACUGGGUUAUGUGCAUUACAAAA
Messenger RNA from Colias croceus (clouded yellow), 4024 nucleotides. RefSeq names its product GTP-binding protein Rheb homolog (gene Rheb). Gene Ontology annotation, molecular function: GTPase activity; GDP binding; GTP binding. Gene Ontology annotation, cellular component: plasma membrane. NCBI's taxonomy places the organism in Eukaryota, Metazoa, Arthropoda, Insecta, Lepidoptera, Pieridae. The transcript is spliced from 5 exons. Gene Ontology annotation, biological process: small GTPase-mediated signal transduction. The record is from RefSeq and is a predicted model, not a curated record. The coding region runs from base 114 to 662 and encodes 182 amino acids.